Messenger RNA from Centropristis striata (black sea bass), 1321 nucleotides. RefSeq names its product chemokine-like protein TAFA-2. Bases 548 to 961 code for a protein of 137 amino acids. The record is from RefSeq and is a predicted model, not a curated record. Lineage: Eukaryota; Metazoa; Chordata; Actinopteri; Perciformes; Serranidae. Gene Ontology annotation, molecular function: receptor ligand activity. The transcript has 6 exons.
AGACUACUGUAACGAGUUACCGGCGGAGGUGCGCUGUGCGCUCCGGAGUCUCCAUAAAAGUUGUUGCGCACAGAGCUGAGCUGUCAGACUGGGGAGAGACGCGGCGGAGCAAAGACUGCGGACUCAAAGUGAUUGAUGGGGAUCGAUCCCACUUUGAGAAAUUUAUAGAUUUAUUCUGAGCGCGCGGUGUGAUCCUCGGCGCACCUACAGGACGCAAUUAAAGCUCGUUAUCCGCCUGAGUCGCACCGGGCUGCGGGUUGUUUCUGGACUAUAACGGAAUAGGAGACAGGGAGGUGUGGAUGCGGGAGGAUCUCGGCUGUGCGGCGGAUCACAUGCUGCCGCCUCACAAGACUUCAAAUCGUGUCUGAUUCUGACAAAGCUGUUUGAUUUCAUCCGGGAAAGAAAGAGCCACCACUCCCGUUUUUCAUUUCUCUCAGUACGCAAAUGUGUCCAGAGCACAGACUCUACAGUGGAUUGUAGCAGCAGCGGCCCCACCGAUGGUUUGAGCGGGCGUUAAGGUGCGGGAAGGGAGUGGGACAAUUACAGGAUGAGUGAGCGAUACACGCAGAUCGGAAGUAAAGGGGCUCUACUUGUAAUGGUGCUCGUGAUCAGUGUCUGGGAGAUGACCAUACCAACAGAAGGAGCUACAGCGGCGCACCAUGUCCGAACGGGCACCUGCGAGGUGGUGGCGCUGCAUCGUUGCUGCAACAAGAACAAAAUCGAGGAGCGCUCACAAACUGUCAAGUGCUCCUGCUUCCCCGGGCAAGUGGCCGGCACCACCAGAGCCGCCCCGUCCUGUGUAGAUGCCUCCAUAGUGGAGCAGAAGUGGUGGUGUCAGAUGCAUCCGUGCCUUGACGGGGAGGAAUGCAAAGUACUUCCUGACUUGAAGGGCUGGAGCUGUGCCACAGGGAACAAGAUAAAAACUACUAAGAUUUCUGCGGACAAAGAGCAGCUUUGGUAACGUCAGAUGCUUCACAGCGGAGCACAGGUGAACCAUCCGUUCUGGUCUUUGUCAGAUCAUCAAAAGAGAAGUAAUGCAAAGGACCUUUCUGUAAAUAGAGACUUCCUUUCUUCUGGACUGCAAUUAUCUUUGGAAAACUCUGAAUGCUUCUUCUUGAACUCUAAGGACAUGACACACUGAUCAUUCAGCACUUCUUUUUGAAGGACUGCGUAUGAUUAGCCUUACCGGACUACAGGAUUUAUUCUGACAUUGUACUGCUUGUAGUGGAAUACAACGGUGAACUUUGCCUAUGUGUUAAUUUCUAGAGUAAUAUGUCCUUUACAGGGGAUUUGCAUUGCAAGUCGGCCCGGGUGAACAGCA